CGCAAUAUCGAUAUUUCGUAAAUGUCUGUGAUUAUUUGUCGUCGUCCUCAGAUGUAACUGCUGACCGGUUUGUGAAUUGGAAAGAAAGCAGCGGUGUAAGAUGAUUGAAUGAGCGGUUAAUUAUAAUCUUUCCUUUUUCAAAGUAAAAUACAACUUAAAUAUGCACCAGUUGUGGAUGCAAGCAAAAUCUUAGUUAUGUUUUGCUACAGAACUCCAAAUUCACAUAUAUUUUAGUCUACACGGUCUGCGCGUAGACUGCACUAUGCAGUUCAAGUGGCUUAGACGUUUUGUGCGUAGACGGACCCGUCCAAUUCCUGCGCAAACAGCUACAGAUUGGAAGAAGAGAUUAUCCAUUGCGUACAUGUUAAUAGCUUGGAAUGCCUUCGGAUUUGUUUGUUAUAUGAUGUACACUGGUCGCACGGACUGGGCAAAGUAUUAUGGUUACAAAACAUCGGAUGAUCCUACGCCAGGUGUAUACUGGGCCCGAUCAUUAAGCAAAGGAGAAACAAAGAUCGUCAGGCUCUCUGGCUUUCAUAAAACAGGUGAAGAAACAUUCAAAAGGGAGGCAGAAACCACCGAAGAUGCCCCAUCACCUUGAUUACUGUUGACUAUGUGCAUCAGCCUUCAGCGAGUUAAAAUAUUAGUAUUGUAUAGGUAUCAUUGCGCAGGGAAAGUUGAUUGAAAUAAAGUUUGUAGUUAACGGCAGUCGCAUAUGUUUGUCAUAUAGGUCAUUCAGUACUGUUGUCAUUAGGAGCACCAGAAUUGUGGAAGACAAUUCGCCGUUCCUGCCGUGAGAGAGAGGUGAUUUUAACCCACAGUUGCCCAGUUUAUUACCGUGGUUUCAGUUCUAUAUUUUGGCGAGCUCCGCAAAUCAAACAUGUAACUGGUGUUGCAUUCAGAAGUUACCAGAUAACAUGUACAGCAUAUUUUUGUAAUUGGUAAUAAAAUAUAGCUAUCUUUUAA
This is a messenger RNA of Schistocerca americana (American grasshopper), 963 nucleotides long. RefSeq lists its product as uncharacterized. The record is from RefSeq and is a predicted model, not a curated record. The transcript is spliced from 2 exons. NCBI's taxonomy places the organism in Eukaryota, Metazoa, Arthropoda, Insecta, Orthoptera, Acrididae. The coding region runs from base 263 to 598 and encodes 111 amino acids.